Carassius carassius (crucian carp) is the source of this 862-nucleotide messenger RNA. RefSeq lists its product as uncharacterized. Gene Ontology annotation, molecular function: cysteine-type peptidase activity. Bases 32 to 742 code for a protein of 236 amino acids. The record is from RefSeq and is a predicted model, not a curated record. NCBI's taxonomy places the organism in Eukaryota, Metazoa, Chordata, Actinopteri, Cypriniformes, Cyprinidae. The transcript has 10 exons. Gene Ontology annotation, biological process: proteolysis.
UCUCUUUUCAGACCCCAGCCGGGGUUCAUUGAUGGACUUGACAGCCCUACGAAAUGUGCAGCCAAACAGGGCAUGCUGGAUGCAUCCACAAAGCAGUGACCAAAUUAAGAUGAUAAAAAAUGCUUUAAAUGAAAAGGAAUCACAACAACAAUUUUUGGCUCAAGUAGGAGCAACAAUUCUGGACAGAUCAGAUUUUAUUACCUUGGGCCAUCCAAAUGAUGUUGAAGGGACUAUUUUGAAUGCCUGCCUAUCAGUUGUCAGGGAUAUUGCUGACUUAAAGAACAUAAAGGUCCAUUGUUUUAGCUCAUAUGUGACAGUGACAUGGUUGCCACCAUUCUGUGCAGACCCUUCAGCUAACUUACCUGAACAUAUAGCAAGAUGUGACUUCAUCUUACUGCCUUCAUGGGCUACAAACCAUUGGAUGAUAUGUAUCAUGAAACCAAAAAGCAGAGAGAUGUAUUUGCUUGAUUCACUGUACGGCACUGACUUCAGCGAUUGUCGUUUCAUUGGUCCCUACAGAAAACUUGCACAGCAACUACAUCCUGGGCCGUGGAAGGAGUAUGGACGUGAUGAUCUCAAAGGUGCUCCAAGGCAGAAUUGUUCAAAUAACUGUGGAGUAUUUGUGUUGAUGUACACACUCUAUGUUGUAAUGGGAGGUCUCUUUGAUUUUGCUGAGUCUGACAUGGCUGCAGUAAGGAGAUGGUGGUGCUUGCUCCUGCUAACAAAUUAUCCCGUCAAGUAAGCCUAUUUGCAAGUACUUCCAAUAAAUAAAACACAUUUAUUAGUAUUAGUAGUUGAAGGAGGAGUAGAAGUAGCAGUUUUUUGUCCUCUCUUUAAUGAUGUUAAUUUGCACAGUAUUUGG